AGAAGUAAGAAAGAAAGAAAGAAAGAAAAGAAGAAAGGCAUAAAAAAAGAACUUGAAGGGAAGAACAAAUCAAUACUACGAACCUCAAGCAAAGUGACCCUAAAUCGGUUGACAAUGACGGCACUCAUGGAAAUAUCCCACCGCCGGACGAAUGAGGUGCAAAUGAAUGAAGUUUAUCUGAGUUGUGCGAAUGAAGGUUAUAGCACAGGUCGUCGUCUCCAGCAGGCUUCCCUCGCACCAUCUCCAUCUCUUCUUCGUCCUCGAGAGGCUUCGCGCAUUGUAUGGUCAUCGUUCCCAGCUCGCGCGGUUCGUGGCUUCCUCGCCACAGGGAUUCGCUGAGCUCGCCUCUUGGCCGGAUCUGUGAUGAUGGAGCUCUCAACUGAUGUCUAUGGUGGAUUUCGCGAUUGACGGGGAUGAAAGGGCAUCUCAACCCUAGAUUUGGCUCCUGUUUCUCCUUUUCUUCGUUUUCUGAUGGAGUAUAAUCGUAGUCUUACUGAUGAGUAUACACAAAUAAAAAGUUGAGUAUAGUGGAGAUUUUAAUGAGUUUUUUUAAAUUGUCCGAUACUCAUUUCGUAAUUCGUGUAUGCUCAUUUCGUAUUGGUGUAAACUCAUUUUAAAAUGUCAUAUUCAUG
Molecule: messenger RNA, 632 nt
Organism: Cuscuta epithymum
Lineage: Eukaryota; Viridiplantae; Streptophyta; Magnoliopsida; Solanales; Convolvulaceae
Source: the annotation of a GenBank genome assembly